AUGGAUUACGAAAACGACCCAGGAUGGAAAUAUCUUCGCCGUUCUCGCGAAGAAAUGCUAAAGGAUCAAUCGAAAGCGUAUGAUUCGAAGAAAAACUGUUGGAUUCCUGAUGCCGAAGAGGGAUAUGUUGAGGCUAUCAUCACGAAGACAUCUGGAGACACUGUCACCGUUCAGGUCGGCCAGGGCGUUGAGAAGACCGUCAAGAAGGAAGUCAUCCAAGAGAUGAACCCACCGAAGUUCGAGAAGACCGAGGAUAUGUCAAACUUGACUUUCCUUAAUGAUGCUUCCGUCCUUCACAAUCUCCGUGCUCGCUAUGCUGCCAUGCUGAUUUACCUUGAACGAUUCAAGAAGCAACUCGAGAGCGCCGUCAAGGAGGAGCAAGCCAACAACCAUUUGAGCAAGUACAGAACCGUUCAACUAUCUUUGGAGACUGCUGAGGAGAGAGCCGACUCUGCUGAGCAGUGCCUUGUCAGAAUCCGAAGUCGAACAAGGGCAACUGCCGAGCAGAAGUGA
Messenger RNA from Caenorhabditis bovis, 513 nucleotides. The record is from the annotation of a GenBank genome assembly. Lineage: Eukaryota; Metazoa; Nematoda; Chromadorea; Rhabditida; Rhabditidae.